Pyrus x bretschneideri (Chinese white pear) is the source of this 3422-nucleotide messenger RNA. Its product is annotated as G-type lectin S-receptor-like serine/threonine-protein kinase LECRK3. Gene Ontology annotation, molecular function: protein serine/threonine kinase activity; ATP binding. Bases 888 to 3260 code for a protein of 790 amino acids. The record is from RefSeq and is a predicted model, not a curated record. NCBI's taxonomy places the organism in Eukaryota, Viridiplantae, Streptophyta, Magnoliopsida, Rosales, Rosaceae. The transcript is spliced from 7 exons. Gene Ontology annotation, biological process: protein phosphorylation; recognition of pollen.
GACAGUGUUUGGUGCCGUUUUCAUGGAUUUGAGCCAUAUUUCUAUAUCAAGUAUUCCCCCAGAAUCGCCCUUGACAAUAUAUCUAGGUUUCAUCGAACUCUUGAGGCACUAUUUAUAUGUCUCUUCUUACCGUUUUUGUCAAAAUUAUGGGGAAUUCCAUUUGGUUAACUGCCAAACUAUCUUAAAGAUGGUGUUGCUUGCUGUCUAAACAUGGGUACCUUAUCAACUGUCAUGAGUAAUGAAAAGGGAAACAGUUAUUAGGAAAAAGAAUUGCCACCAAAUUUUGACAGAAGUGGGACUGAGAAAUUUAUUCGUGCCAAGUAUGAGGGAAGACUGGGUUGCAAAAAAUGCAAAACAAUCAGCUCCUAAACCACUAGAUAUGAGCGUCGGUUCCAACAAUUUGGUAAAGGAUGGAGCGAGAGGAAGCGAUGCUUUUUACAGUGGCAGAAGCUGCUCCACCAGUGGCAAGAUCCCGUGGGGUAGAUUUUAACUGUUGCAAAAUAAUGGUCAGUUGGUGAGACGAUGUUGACUUCACCAAGGGAAAAAGGAGUCAUGGUUUUGAACAAUACUAUUAAAUGGGUUUCAACAUUGGAUUUAUUAAACCUCUAAUACAGUUACUUUUCAGCAUCCGACAACACUGAUAUAGCAUUUGGUGUACACUUCUCUUUUGAAACCCAAUCAGAAUUAUGGCCCCAUCAGUAUUGAGGAUCCGAUAUUUCCAGGGCCCCAGUUGAAGAUCCUUCUAUAAGACGGGGAGCUUGGAAAAGUCUGGGAGUACUCCAAACGAAACGACUUGACUUGGCGGGUAAAAUUCCAUUAGUAAAAACUGACUUCUACAGAUCAAUCAUUUCAAGCAUUGAUCUUUCUAAUAUUAAAGCAACUCAAAAAUGGGAAACUUCAUACCGCAACCACAAUUUUCUCAACUCACGUUGAUCAGAUCUUAUUCAAUGCCUGUUAUGGUUUUCUUUGUUCUUGCCAUGGCAUUUGUUGUUGCUCAAGCACAACAAAUGCAGUCGAAUAUCGGCCGCGGAUCUUCCUUAACACCAACUACCAACUCCUCGUGGUUGUCACGUUCUGGUGUAUACGCCUUUGGAUUUUACAAGCAAGGAAAUGGCUAUGCUGUGGGGAUAUUUCUUGCUGGAAUCCCCCAAACAACUAUAGUGUGGACUGCAAACCGAGACGACCCUCCACUCUCCGGCAAUGUUACUUUGGACUUCACAAGUGAUGGGUUUUCCUUGAAAUCAACACAAGGAAAAAGUUUCGUGAUAGAGUAUACCUCUGGUUCUUCGGCUUCCAUGCUUGAUUCGGGCAAUUUUGUGAUAUACAAUGCCCGUCAAGACAUAGUAUGGCAAAGUUUUGAGCACCCAACUGACACCCUUUUGCCGGGCCAGCGCCUGUUUGCUGGGGGCGAGAUGUUCUCUGCUAAAUCAGAAUCUGAUCCUUCAACUGGCAUUUUCCGCCUCAAAAUGCAAGCCGAUGGAAACCUUGUCCAAUACCCUGUAAAUACUCCAGACGCACCUGCAUAUGCCUAUUAUGCAUCUGGUACGUAUGGGAGAGGAAAGAACGUGACACUUAAUUUUGGUGCUGAUGGCCAUCUCUACUUGCUAAAUGAUACCAGUUCGAAUAUCAAGAAUAUAACAGAUGGAGGUCUUCCUGCUGAUCAAGCAACAAUUUAUCUUAUGAGAAUUGAUGCGGAUGGAAUAUUUCGAUUGUAUUCGCAUGAUUUGAAUGACAACGGGAGCAAGUCAAUUGUGUGGGAAUCUUCCAAGGAUAAGUGUGACCCUAAAGGCAUAUGCGGAUUAAAUAGUUAUUGUGUCUCAAUGGAUCUUGACGUGGAGUGUAAAUGUCUUCCUGGAUUCGUAUCUGCCAACCUGGGAAAUAAGACUUCAGGCUGUAGGAGGAUAGUUGCAGAUGUUUGCGAAUACAAAAACGAAACUUUCCCGUACACCAUGGAAGAAGUGCAAAGCACAAUAUGGGAAGACAGUUCGUAUGUGGAUUUGCCAUUAUCAGACAGAGAAGCUUGCAAACGAGCCUGUUUGGAGGACUGUAAUUGUGAAGCCGCGAUUUUCAAUGGUACAAGCUGCAGAAAGCAGAAGCUUCCUUUGAGAUAUGGAAGAAGAGAUGAUGGUGCUUCAAACGUAGCUCUCAUCAAGGUAGCUACAUCUACAACUACUCCAGACACAGAAAAAAGAAGCAAAAGAAAAGGUAGAACUGACAUCCUGAUUAUUGGUCUCUCACUUACUGUUUUCGGAUCUAUUUUGGUGGCGAUUUCUGUAGUUGCGUUUUGCAAACAUAAUUCGUGGUCAUAUGGAAGAGUGGAUAUUCCCAUUCUUGACUCUGAAUUGAAUGAGGACAUCUCUCUACGACCAUAUACUUAUGAAGAGUUAGAGAAGAUUACCAACAAUUUUACAGAAGAGGUUGGUAGAGGCGCGUCGGGAAUAGUUUAUAAAGGAGUGAUCUUGGCUAGCCAAAAGCGAGUUGCUGUCAAACGACUAGAGAAAGUUGCAGCUGAAAGCGAAAAAGAAUUUCAGACUGAACUGAAAGUCAUUGGGAAAACCCAUCACAAGAAUUUAGUCCGUCUGCUUGGGUACUGUCUUGAUGGACCAAAAAGGCUUUUGGUAUACGAGUACAUGAGCAAUGGCUCACUUGCAGAUGUACUCUUUACGCCUGAUGGGAAGCCUUCUUGGGAAGAAAGAAUGAGAAUUGCUCGCAACAUAGCGCGAGGAUUUCUUUACCUCCACGAAGAGUGUGAUACGCAGAUUAUUCAUUGUGACAUAAAGCCCCAAAAUAUUCUGAUGGAUGAGUACAUGUGCCCGAAAAUAUCCGACUUUGGAUUGGCAAAGCUGCUUAAGGCAGACCAAACUAGAACCACAACUGGAUUCAGAGGAACCAGGGGAUAUGUUGCACCAGAGUGGCAUAGGAAAAUGCCAAUAACAGUUAAAGCUGAUGUUUACAGCUUCGGAGUUGUGUUGUUGGAGAUCAUAUGUUGUCGAAGGAAUGUGGAUUGGAGUCUUCCCGACGAGGAGGCUAUUUUGGAUGAAUUAGCCUACCAUUGUUUCGAGACGGGCGAGCUUGGAAAACUAGUGGGUGAAGAAGAGGUCAACACAAGGCAAUUUGAAAGGAUGCUUAAAGUUGGACUUUGGUGCAUCCAGGAUGAACCGUCGUUGCGUCCUUCUACGAAGAAGGUUUUACUCAUGCUUGAAGGAACUGUAGACAUCCCAAUCCCUCCCAAUCCAAUUUCCUUUUUGAGCACCAUCUAAAGUCGAGUGAGUGAUACGUACUUUAGUGAUCAGAAAACUGAUCAAACCUUACAUUUAGUUUAUGUAAUAAAACUAAUAAGCAGCAUGGUGAUUUUCACCGCAAGCUUCACUGUCUGUAAGUGUUUGUGUCAUCAUGAAUGAUAUGCAUGAGGUUUUCAGUUC